Molecule: messenger RNA, 1467 nt
Organism: Cercopithifilaria johnstoni
Lineage: Eukaryota; Metazoa; Nematoda; Chromadorea; Rhabditida; Onchocercidae
Source: the annotation of a GenBank genome assembly
AUGACAUUUACUAGUGACGACGUCAAUUUCAUCAUCUACAGAUAUCUACAUGAGUCGGGUUUUGUGCAUACGGCUUACACAUUUGCCAAUGAAUCACGUGUUCUCGAGUCUGGAGCUGCGGGUAACGAUGUGCCCAUGGGUGCUUUAAUUAACAUCAUACAGAAGGGUAUUUAUUAUACGGAAGCUGAAGCAUGUGCUGUGGCAAGCACAAGUGCCGCCGGUGAGCCACGAACUGAAAAAGCGAUAGUGGAAAAUUUGUCUCUGCUUGAAGCAGUUCUGAAUGAAGUGCCGAGUAGUAAAGUCAAGGAGAAGCAACAGGACAAGUUGAUGGUGAUAAACCCAACCUUUAAGGAUGAUAGGCAGCAACAACAAUCAAGAGAUAGGGAAAUGCGCGAAGCUCAUGGUGAAAAACAAAACUAUUCGAUCUCAAAGUCGAGAGAGUUAAAGGUCGCAGCUUCAACUUCGGCAGCAUUAAUAUCUUUCGGCAACAUCGGCCAAUCCCCUGGUGUAAGUGGUGGUAAUGGUAGCGGUUCAAAUCCAAGUAUUAUGGGAUCGCCUACAACCAGUGCAUCAGCAUUAUUAUCUAACAAUCAUCAGCAGUUUCAUUCUGCCACCGCUAGUAUUACCGGACAGCCGACGCUCACUUAUCCACAUCAUGGAAAACAGUUUUUUCUGGAACGGGAAAGGGAAUCACGAGAUCGGUCACAAAAUGGAUUAAUGGGCAAAGCUAAAGUUGCUGCUGCUGAGUUUCGUGCUGCCCAGGCGAACAACGGCGACUUCAAUGGAACACCGAUGGAACUUGAUGGUUUAAAAUCACGUGUGAACAAUGGUAAUGGUAUUCUUUCAACUGCGCAGCUAGAAAAUCGACCAUAUGAAAUUAGCAGGGAUAAGGUACGAUAUCUGAAGGGACACGAUAGCGAGGUAUUUAUUUGUACGUGGAAUCCAAAAAAUGAUCUCAUAGCUUCUGGGUCCGGUGAUAGUACGGCACGUAUAUGGAAUGUACAUGGUUCAGAGCUAGCAACAAUGUCAUGUCAAGCUAUUCAUGAUAAUUCAAUAGUGCUCAAACAUUGUAUGCAAAAAGAUGACAAAAAUCCUCCUACAAAUAAGGACGUUACUUCUCUUGAUUGGAAUUGUACAGGUGAUUUACUUGCAACAGGAUGUUAUGAUGGUUAUGCGCGCGUUUGGGCUACCGAUGGAAGGCUGCGUUAUACGCUAGGAGCGCAUAAAGGUCCAAUUUUUGCACUGAAAUGGAACCAAAAGGGCGAUAAAAUUCUUAGUGCCGGAGUUGACAAGACAACCAUUGUUUGGGAUCCACUGAAAGGUAUACAAGUGCAAGUAUUUCAAUUUCACAGUAGUUCAGCGCUGGAUGUUGAUUGGAUGUCAGAUGAUACGUUUGCAUCUUGUAGUACGGAUAUGUGCAUUCAUGUAUGUAAAUUAGGUUGCGAGAAGCCGUUGAAAACAUUCCAG